Messenger RNA from Lucilia cuprina (Australian sheep blowfly), 4080 nucleotides. RefSeq lists its product as uncharacterized. Gene Ontology annotation, molecular function: zinc ion binding; nucleic acid binding. The record is from RefSeq and is a predicted model, not a curated record. The transcript has 2 exons. The coding region runs from base 2773 to 4080 and encodes 435 amino acids. Lineage: Eukaryota; Metazoa; Arthropoda; Insecta; Diptera; Calliphoridae.
UAUGUUGCAAUUGGAAAUUUACUAUGCAAAAAUUACAUAAGUGAGCAUUGAAUUAGUGCAAAAAAAAUUAUAUUAUACAUUUAAUGUCAGCAAUCACUGACAUCAAUGUUAUGACAAAAGUAGACAAAUUUUAUUGCCUCGACUGUAAGGUUUUACAACAUUACACAGUUGUUUAUUCAAUUAUGUUUAAUUAUUGUUUCAUUCAAUUUCGUCUCAUUUACUGCAUUACAGCUUAUUACUAAUGAAAAUAUGUACAAUCUCAAUAGCGUGUAAUUUUUGAUCUUUCUUUUUUCAUCUGACUCUCGCACCGAUAAGAUUGCCUAGUUAUAUAAAAAAAAGGAAAAAUCUGAUAUACAAGUUUAAAAUAUAACCUUAAUUUUGAAGAAUCCAUCUCAUAUUAAGUGAGAUAAAUAUUUUAUAAAGAUUAAAUUAUAUUUCUAAUUAAUUGUGGUAAACCCAGUAGAAAUCUGGGUUUUAAUAAUUGAUACACAAUUACUCGGACAACAUUUCUUUAAAAAAAAAAACGCAAAACUGUGUAAAAUCUCAGAAAACAUCAUCGAAAUGUGGUCCGAAACUAAUGAUGAUUAAGACGAAUGUGCAUUACAACCUUACGUAAUCAUAACCUCAACAAAAUUGCUUAAUUACCUCAUUAGCUGUAUGUACAAUAAUCUCUGGCAUUUUAAGAAGAAAAAACUCCUUGAUAUGGUGGAAUUAUUUACAACCAAUAAACUAUUGGAAUAAAGUUUUCAGCCUUUACCAGAAGAUUCUAAUUAAAGCAUAUGCCAGGCCCUCGUUUUAUUGAUUAUCGACAUCGUUUGGUUAAAAAAACCAACAUUAAUUAUCCAAUACAUUCAACAGUUAUCACCAUUCAAUUACUACAAUAAAAUUGUUCGCUGAUAUAUAAAUUUGUCCAUUUGUCCAUUUGCUAAGGUAUCACACUGUAGUUGAGAAACAACGUGAAAUAUUAAAGCAAUGACGUCAUCAACCAAUAAUGAUAUUGGAAAUUCAUCAAUAAGUACACUCUCUCUCUCUCAUCACUAACAUAACAUUAAACAAAAAUACAUUUUAAACUUAACAGAAUUAUUAUAUUAACACUAAAUGAUAUUUAUUAUUUAACAGUAUGCUAAAUAUAACAUUAACAAUUGUAAGUAACUAAGUUUAUCUCUGUUACAGAACAAACAAAAGCUUAGUUUCUCUUAAUUUUAUAUCUUUGUUAUUGUUACAAGUAUUUUACAUAGAAAAUGAAAUAAGCAACAAUUACAUACAUUAUUUACAUGUAAACUCCAUAAAUACCGUAAAAUACUUGUACAAUAUGCUAAUUUAAUUAAAAUAUUUGAAUAAAAUUUUAACAUUUAUUCGAAUUAUUAAUAUUUGAAUGUAGAAAAUAUAGAUUUAAUUUAGCAUGUUUAAAUUAUUGUAUAUUAUUUUCUUGUUUUGAAAACAUAUUAAUCAAAUUCUGAAUUGCAGAUUGUAAAUAAGUGGAUGUAUUUGAGCUCAAAUCGUCGAUGUAAUCUCCAAAAACCAAAAUCAAAUAUGGGUAAACUAUUGUAAACAAAACCGUAAGUCAGUAAUAUACAAUAUAUGAAUUAAACAUGCAAUCGAGUUAUUUUAAAAAUUUAGUAAUUUAAAAAAAAAAAAAAAAAAAAAAAAUUAAAAUAUCAUUUAAAUUUUUAUACAAAAUUAUUUUUUUAAAUUUAAAUAUUUGAUUAAUAUUAAAUUUCUAUGAAAUAUCGAAUAUUCAUACUUUUAGUGAUAAUUUUAUUUACCAUUAGUGAGAAUAAAUAAGAAUUGUGAAAAUAAAUAAGUUUGAGUAAGAGAAUUAUUGGGAAAUGUUCACGACAGUAUUGUUAAACCGAAUGGUAGGUUAGAUAUGUAAAUUUCUAUACGGGAAGAUACAAAGCUAUAAAUUUUCUUGAACACUGAUGUAUCUGAGCGACAGAUGGGUGGGUUUUGAAAACAAUAGUGUUCAAUGUGAUACUAACACCGAUCACAAAACUAUCCAUAGUAUACAUAGGUAUCAACUACAGCAUGUCCUUAAUUAACACAUAGAGCGAGGCAAAUCUUGGAAUGAAUUGUUUUAGUUUCUGUUGUGUUGCAUAAUGGUGUUUGGAAUGAUCAAGAACCCUCCCCGUUCCGGCGAGUUAAGCCCAUUCAAGCAUUCCAAGUGCGAUCAUACUCUCACCUUAGAAAUCAUUGUUAUGCCAAUAGUUUUUUCUUUUGAAACUCAAAGAAUUGCAACAAAAUAGAAUGGCGCCCAACGCGAUUGGCAAAUUGUCAUUAUCGCAAGUUUUAUUUCAGUAAAUUAGUCCUUAACUGAUUUAUUUUAGAUUAUUUCAGUUAAGAUUGCAAUUUAAUUUUAUUUCCCUUUUAAACUUUAUACGAAAAUACGAGUCUACUAUUAUUAAAGUAGCCAAAUUUGCAUUGAUAAAGUUAUUGUUAAUAAGGAUGAAAAGAAUACUAUAUAUCAUUAUCAAAGUAAGUCAUUUAGCUAAGUGUUUUAAAUACGAGUUAAAUUUGCGACUUUGAUUUGGUAUAUUGGUUUGUUGUUAGUAUGUAUGAGUCAUAAGAUCUUAUUGAUAUAGAUUAUCAAAUCUUAUUUGCAAUACAGAACUAAUUUCAAACGUAUUCAAUAUUUAUUUUUAUACUAUGGGCUAGGAAUAUUUGUAUUUACUUACUAUUCGUGUUUUAAUACUCAAGUCAACAUUUCCUAAUUUGUAAGAUAAAUUGUAUUUUAAAAAUUAAUAAUUAACUAGAGUAGUUUUUUGAUAGGAAAUGUCAAAAAGAAAAGGAAAAAUUAGAAAAGAAACAGAAUUAGACGAUCCAGCAAAUAGUGAUUCUCAGAUUAAUUACACCUUUGAAGACGAUUCAGAAAAUCCUUUUACGCCUAGACCUCGUUUAGGAAAAAGCCCAAUUGUCACUAGAUCACGUACUAUAGCACAAAAUAAGAAUUUGAGAAUACCCGUUGUCAAUAUGGCAGAGGCAGAGGAUAAUCAUAAUUUACCUUUUGGCACAGGAGACGCAAAUAUUUCACGUCCUGUUGAGGAAGUUAGGUUAGAAGAUUUGACUUUACGUUUAGAACGUGUCUUGACCUUGAACCACAAUGUUUUCAUGAACGAAUUAUCCAGUUUACGACAGACCUUAGUUGAGAAUUUGGGAGGUGGCAAUCAACGACAUAAUACUUCCAACAAUGCCCACCAAACCCCAAAUAACAAUCAAAGACCUGCUAAUGAUUCUUUUCAAAAUCGUUCUUUAAAUUCUGAUUCUGGUAGAAGUUCUUCUUCUAAUAUAUCCAUACGUAUUGAUAAGUGGAAUAUAUCUUACGAUGGAUCCCAGGAUAUCAAUGAUUUUCUUUUCAAAGUCGAUACCCUUAGGGAGCAAUAUAACGUCACAGAAGAACAAGUGGUAACAGGUUUUCAUACCUUUUUAAAGGGAAAAGCUGAAACCUGGUUUUGGUCGUUUUUAAAACUGAAUAGGAAUGCAACGUAUAGUCAAUUAAAAUUAGCUCUCAUUAGACAAUUUGGUAAAGUAGAAAACGAUUGUGACAGAAUUGUAAGGAUGAUUGAGAGGAGACAGAUGUCCAAAGAAACAUUCGAUGACUACUUUACAGAAAUGUUAAAUAUGAAUUCAAGGCUAUCACAACCUAUGAGUGAUAACAAAAUGAUCGAUCUCAUUAAGAAUAAUGUGAAAGAAUCAUUAGCAUCCUUAUUAUUCUCAUACGAUCUAUUCAGCUUGGAACACUUAAGGGACGCAGCUAGAAAAGCUGAACAAUUCUUGGCUAAACAACAGCAGAUAAGAAGUCAGAGAAGAUUCGUGUCGGAAAUUGAUAAUAGGGAAGAUAAGGAAGAAAUAGAUUAUGAAACGAGUGAGGUAGCGGCCUUACAAUAUGGUCAAUUUAAAAACAGAAAUAGAAAAGAAAUAGACACAAGUAAAUUCAAAUGCUGGAAUUGUGACCAAAUUGGUCACUCCUUUUAUGAUUGCCCUUCUGAAAAAAGGAACCUUUUUUGUUUUAAGUGUGGCGAGAAAAACGUUUCAACACCACAAUGUAGUAAACACCCGAAAAACCGAGACAGGAGCGAGUAA